AUGGAAUAUACUCCAAUCGAAUCUACUACAAAUACAUCUAUAGAAUCUACUUUUAUACCUUCUAUAUUAAUUGCCAAUCCCCAUAAUCUUACUACAUCUACAAGUGAUCCAGCUAUAUCGAGUACUAACUCUAACAAUCUUGCGUCUACAAUCGCCAACCCUAGUAGCCCAGCUAUACCUACUGCUAUUAAUACCUCUAAUGUAUCCAACUCUGGUAAUUCUACUAGGUCUACAUUAUCUACCGAAUCUAGUAGCUCUACUGCUGACCUAAGAAAAGAAAAAAAAUUUUUAGAAAUUCUUGUGGAUUUAAUUACUCCUAUUGAAGAAAUAUCUAGAGUUAGUAGUAGUAGCGAAGAAGAAAAUAGUGGAAAUGUAACAUUGAGUUUAGUUCAGCUUUAUAAUAAAGCAGAACGUUCUCAAAAGCGUGCAACAUUAGCAAACCAGGCUGAAAUAUGGUCCUGGUAUCGAUUUGCUGAAGCAUUUGAGGGACAA
Molecule: messenger RNA, 492 nt
Organism: Dentiscutata erythropus
Lineage: Eukaryota; Fungi; Glomeromycota; Glomeromycetes; Diversisporales; Gigasporaceae
Source: the annotation of a GenBank genome assembly